Messenger RNA from Cyphomyrmex costatus, 366 nucleotides. RefSeq lists its product as uncharacterized. Bases 42 to 335 code for a protein of 97 amino acids. Lineage: Eukaryota; Metazoa; Arthropoda; Insecta; Hymenoptera; Formicidae. The transcript is spliced from 4 exons. The record is from RefSeq and is a predicted model, not a curated record.
UUUCAAUCAGCGUCAGGAUCAGUUAACUCCAUCCGAUCGUCAUGUCGGAAGAUUCUUACGAGGAAAUCAUCCGUCAGAUCAAUGAAGCGCACAUGGAGCUGAAAAUCAGACUCGAACAGGUGUCGAGGCUGCGGAUUGAUUGCGCGAAGCUACAGCUAGAAUUGCUGAAGCUCUUCAAGCCGCAAUGUUUAGAGAUACUAGAAGUGAUACGGGAUAUUUCUGUACCUGCGGAUUUCAUUGAUUUGAAUAACGGUGACGGUAUCGAAUCGCGCGACAACCAGGGUAACGAAGUCCUUCGCGCGAAUGAAGACGUAUCGAGGAAAUCUAUGAUGUAAUGUCAAGACAAGUCCAGAGAUCGGAACAGCC